This is a messenger RNA of Anas platyrhynchos (mallard), 306 nucleotides long. Lineage: Eukaryota; Metazoa; Chordata; Aves; Anseriformes; Anatidae. The record is from RefSeq and is a predicted model, not a curated record.
AUGUCCUGCUACAACCAGUGCCAGCCCUGCCUGCCAUGCCAGCCCUGCGGCCCGACCCCGCUGGCCAGCAGCUGCAAUGAGCCCUGUGUCAGGCAGUGCCAGAACUCCACCGUCGUCAUUGAGCCCUCUCCCGUGGUGGUGACCCUGCCCGGCCCCAUCCUCAGCUCCUUCCCUCAGAACACCGUUGUGGGAUCCUCCACCUCCGCUGCCGUUGGCAGCAUCCUCAGCUGUGACGGAGUCCCCAUCAACUCCGGGUGCUGUGACCUCUCUUGUAUUGCCAGCCGCUACUGUUGCCGCCCCUGCUAA